GCCGGGGACCACACAGGUGAGCCCCCGCCCGCGCCCUGCCCGGGACGGCGGCGGGCGCUGCGGUCCCGCUCCCCACCACCCGGGGUCCGCACGGUGCCUCGCCUCAACCCCUCACUUUCCACCGCGAACCCGUGACCCCCUCCUCCUUGCUCGCUCUCCGCCCCCACCCCGGCAAAGUGGAGCCGCCGCACUUUCCCAAGCCCGCAGACGCCCCCCACACACACACCAGCGCUGCACCUCAGACCCAUUCCCCGCGGCCCCCUCCGGGGAAAAAAUGAAACCAGACUGGCCGAGGAGGGGGGCUGCAGGGGCCGGGGUGCAGAGCAGAGGUGAGGGAGACGAGACUUACUUUGCGAGGCGCAGUGCGGGGCGCCGCAGACGAGAAAUAAAGGCCCCGAUCCGGGCUGCCUGGGGCCCCCCGAGCGCAGCAAUGUCAGGGCUCCAGUCCGGGCGGCGUUGGCGGUGGCGGCCGCAGGGGACUGGGACGGGCGCGCGUGCGGCGGGCGCUCUCGCUGCGCUCCGGCUCGGGCCCUGGCUCCGCGCGGCUCCGCUCCUGGCUCCCCUCUGGCUCCUGGCACCAACUCCGGGCAGUCACAUGACGCCGGCGCCGCUCGCUCUGCGAGCCUCCCGGGGCUGGCGGGGUAAGUAGAGGCUGGGACCCGGGGUGGGAGGGUCAGGGAGGGGAGAGGGAGCCGCCGCGGCCGCCCGGGCUGGGCGGGUCCCCACCCACUUGGGUGGAGGCAGCCGCCGGAGGGGUCGGCCGAGUCACUCGCGCAAACACGCACCCCGCCCUGCGCCCUUCCCCCGCCACCCCCGCCUCCCGCGCCGCCUCCGCCCCGCCCCGCCCAGUCACCCGGGGACGGCCUGACAGACACUCAUUAUUCCCCGGAGCCGGGCGCCGCCCCGCCGGCCCAACCUGUCCCGCGAGGCGCGGCGAGGCCGUGGGGCUGGGCGUGAGCGGCGCGGCCUCCGCCCCCCGCCCGGCCCCGCGCCCCCGCCCGU
This is a messenger RNA of Piliocolobus tephrosceles (Ugandan red Colobus), 1002 nucleotides long. RefSeq lists its product as uncharacterized. The coding region runs from base 275 to 649 and encodes 124 amino acids. The record is from RefSeq and is a predicted model, not a curated record. The transcript has a single exon. NCBI's taxonomy places the organism in Eukaryota, Metazoa, Chordata, Mammalia, Primates, Cercopithecidae.